Molecule: messenger RNA, 1059 nt
Organism: Guyanagaster necrorhizus
Lineage: Eukaryota; Fungi; Basidiomycota; Agaricomycetes; Agaricales; Physalacriaceae
Exons: 3
Coding region: 55-1059 (334 amino acids)
Biological process (GO): methylation
Molecular function (GO): methyltransferase activity
Source: RefSeq, a predicted model, not a curated record
CAUCCCUUCCCUCUCUUCAUUAUACCUUGGACUGCUCAUCCCAGGUCCAGCACCAUGUCGACGAAUUUUCGCUCGCUACUUAUCGAUAACGGAUGCAGCGACCUCGAUCGCCUUACUCAACUGAAGCAGAAGGGCCGGCGCACACCAGCUAUCCAACAAUACUUCAGGAGCCAGCGGGAAGUCGCCGAUAAUGCAGACAUGGAACUCAGCGAAAGAUGGCUCAAGAAAAUGAAGAAAAUCAUGGGUCAAAUCGACGACCACGUUCAGUGGUGUGUCCCCUUCUCCGGGAGACCAUUCCGCUUCCUGGACCUUGGCUGUUGCCCCGGAGGUUUCUCCACUUAUAUCUUAAAGAAGAACAAACAAUCUACCGGCAUUGGCGUCUCCCUUGACCCCGCCGAUGGCGGGCACCCGUAUCUCAUCGAGCAAAGCAUCCGUGACCGACACACGAUCAUAUUCGCGGACCUCACGCUAUUCCAACUGGGUCCACAGAUGAUAUCCUCUCCCUCCUUGAAUUUCACGACCCUUCCCGAAGAUUUGACUACACGCCAAUUCGACCUGGCUCUCCUCGACGCCCACCACCUCCGCACUCAAUACGACUCCCCUUCUGACCUCCUCGCUAUAUCCCAAAUUGUCGUUGCUUUCUUGUCCAUCAAGUUUGGCGCUACUGUCAUCAUGAAGCUUGCGAACCCAGAGAGCUGGUAUACUGUCCGCAUGCUGUUUCUUCUGGAUGUUCUCUCGGCAUCCCUGACGGUUCAUAAGCCAUAUGCGAUGCAUCGCAAUCAAGGAACUUUCUACGCAAUUGCUAAAGGCGUCGGAGGGAAGAGGGAAAAGCAGAUGUUCUUGUCGCAUAAUCUCCUGCCCGAGUUUCAGAAGCUGUGGGUCGAGCUGAGGUCAGGGAACAUCGGUAUUGGGAGAUCUCUGGUCCCAGAGGAUUUAGACUUUAUCAUAUCCGACAAGCAGGUUGAAGGAUAUGCUUCGAGGAUAGCGGAGCUGUGUGAACCCGUGUGGAAGAUUCAGUCUGCUGCGCUGGAGAAGCUCUAUAUAGAGCAAGGGAUCUGA